AUUUUCUCGCUGCGCUCUGCCCUUCUUUGUUUGGAUGUGAGCCCUGGAUGACAAUCGCCCAGCCCGACGCAGCAGCAGCAGCAGCAGCACGAGCAGCACCGGCGGCGGUGGUGGCGGCGGCCGUUUAUUUAUCAUCGCGGCUGCCAAGGCGAGUGAAGCGACCCCGGGGGGUGGAGGAGGAGAAGAUAAGGAUUUUACACGUCCGUCAUCUCCAAGCAUGGCUACCCAAAGUACGGCGUCGUGCACUGGGUCCGCUCUGCUGCAGCCCAUCAGCGAGAUCAUCAACCUCCCUCUCGACCAGGUAAACUUUGUGGCUUGCCAGCUGUUUGCGCUGCUCAUGGCCGUGUGGUUCCGUCUCUACCUCCAUCCCAGUAAGACCAGUCCCUUCGUCAGACAUGUUGUGGCCACUUUACUGGGCUUCUACUUGGCUCUCUUCUGCUUUGGCUGGUAUUCCCUCCAUUUCCUGGUGCAAAGCGGUUUGUCGUACAGCGUGAUCGUCUUCGCCGGUCUGGAGCACAUGCACAAGUACUGCUUCAUCGUGACGCUUGGCUACUUGAUAGUGUGUCAGGUCACACGCGUCUACGUGUUUGAUUACGGCAUGUACUCUGCAGAUUUUACUGGGCCCAUGAUGGUGAUCACACAGAAGAUUACCAGCCUCGCAUUCGAAAUACACGACGGUUUGACCAAGCGAGAUGCACAACUGACUGCAAGUCAGAAAUACCUUGCUAUCAGGCGGAUGCCCAGCCUACUGGAGUAUCUCAGCUACAACUGCAACUUCAUGGGCAUCCUGGCAGGACCCACCUGCUCCUACAACGACUACAUGGCUUUCAUCGAGGGCACGUGCUACCAGCCGCGGCACCAGGAGAACGCCAACGGCAAAGAGAACGGGAAACACAAGCAGAGUGAACCAUCACCCAAGGAUGAUGUCAUCUCUAAGCUGUGCACAUGCGCCGUCUCGCUGGGCAUCUAUUUGUCCUUGUGCAAGCUGAUCCCAGUGGAGCGGUCCAUAGACGACGACUUCAUUACCAACACGCCCUUUUACAUACAAGUGGUCUACCUUUACUUGGCCAUGCUGGCUCUCAGACCCAAGUACUACUUUGUCUGGACGCUGGCUGAUGCUAUCAACAAUGCAGCAGGAUUUGGCUUCAACGGCUACAACAAAGAUGGCUCCCCGCGCUGGGACCUGAUUUCCAACCUCAGAAUUUUGGACAUUGAGUUUGCUACCAGUUUCAAGCUGUUCCUUGACAACUGGAACAUCCAGACAGCUCUCUGGCUCAAAAGGGUAUGUUAUGAGCGCUGUCCCGUCAACCCCACUGCCGCCACCUUCCUACUGUCAGCCAUGUGGCACGGCGUGUAUCCUGGCUACUACAUAACCUUCCUCACUGGCACUGCCAUGACCAUGGCGGCACGUGCAGUAAGACACAACAUCAGACCUCACUUCCUGGUCUCUGACUCAUACAAGCGCAUCUAUGAUGUCAUCACGUGGGCGUGGACUCAAGUUGCCAUCAGUUACACAGUGGUGCCGUUUGUCCUACUCACUGUGGGACCCUCGCUCAAAUUCUACAGGUCCUGGUACUUCUGCUUACACCUCCUGUGUCUGCUGGUGGCCCUGGCCCUGCCGGUGCGAUCGCGGCGCCGCGAGGCGAAAGGUCAGCAGGAGAGCACGCCGCAGCUGGUGGACGGCGGCGCCUCAAACAACUGCAGCCAGAAAGACAAAACCACAUGAGUCUGAGGAGAAGCGGCAUUAGUGAGACAAACUGGAGACCAUUGAGAGCUUGGGGGAGCGUGGCGAGUCUGUUUUCCCGACCAGAAACCAAAUAUCGGACGCGCUGGGAACGAACCCGAUAUACUUCCAGUAACAAAGGAGGACCGGAGCGAUCGUGGUUACAUUACAUUUUAUGGAGAUAAACUGAAUUCCAAGCUGCCUUAAACCCUCUAUGUACCUGGCAGGUACCAACAGCUCGUACAAAAAGAGUAUGUGGAGGGUUUUUGUCAUUGUCUGGAAACCUUUAUCAUCAGCUGCCAACUUUUAAACAGGCCUUAGGAUCCUCCAAAUGUUGACGGGCGUCCACAUAACGAUAAUAAGUGUUUUGUAUUUAGAUGUUUGUGAUGACACUAUUCUCAGAGUUCAUAGAAAAAGGCCCAAAGAGGAAACCUGAUCUCGUCCUGUCUCCAGUGGUGGAAACGUCUCGCCCAUUUUUUUUUUUUUCUUGACAAACUUUAUCGCCGUCCAAUAUGUGUGUGUAUCAAAGAGAGAUGUUUAACUUCCCAUGUUUUUUUUUUCCUUUUGGGGGAUACAUUGGCUUUUUCUGAUUUAACAUGCUCCUACUUUUCCAGCCCUAAACCACGGCAACAUGUACAACGAAUAUAAGACGUUUCACAUCAUGUACAGUCAAAACUACAAUGAUCUAAUCACGCUACGUCCCAUUAACUUAAACACUCCCUAUUUAAUAGCAGCCCUAAUUAUCAAACUGAAUGGGAAAUAAAGUGUUCUAAUUGGGUGCACAUGGAGGCUAUAAGUGCAAUUUUAUUAUGGAAAUUCUGUGUAGAAAGAAGCAAGCUGUUGAGGUAACUUUUUUUUUUUUUUUUUACGUUGAGGUGCAUUUACUGUACGGUGUGUAUAACACGCUGGUUUUCUUUGUUUUUGUUCACUUUAAGCCUUUGGGAAAGAUCAUCCUGUUUAUUAUAACACACGCCCUGUUAAUCCGGGUUGCUAAAACAUAUCUUUUAAACAGGCAGGGGGCCGUUCAAGAUUCACGUACGCUUUGUGACCUCGGUGCGUUUGUAAAAAUAACAAAGCAGCCAAGUUUUUUUCUUUUUGAGACGGUCUAACAUUUGCAUAUUCCUGCCAUAAUUGUGUGCGUCUGUGUCAGUGUUCAUGUGGUUUGUACGUUACGUUAAUGUGGUCAACUAUAUUUGUAGCCCUGUAAAAAGGUGAGCACCUAUAUGAGAUAAAGAAAAGGGACGCCAUUCUUUCUGGAACAUUUAAGAACAUGAUUGCACUGCAUGGCCACCAAAACCAGCAGAUCAAUGCAAACUGCUCCAUAUGUCCAAAGUGCCAAAUCAUUGAAUGGCGCAUUUUUUUUUUUUCUUUCAUUGUGUGUCUGUGUGCAUGUGCGCCUGCUUGUGUGUGUGUGCGUGGGUGAGUGUGUGCUGGUGUAACAUAACGGUUAUUUUUGUGUCAGAAGGAAAUUUAUUGAAAGAUUUGUAUGACAGUUCAUUAAAAUUCUGAUUUAUGUGGCAAAAAUAAAGAGAGGUUAUUUUUAAA
Molecule: messenger RNA, 3268 nt
Organism: Nerophis lumbriciformis (worm pipefish)
Lineage: Eukaryota; Metazoa; Chordata; Actinopteri; Syngnathiformes; Syngnathidae
Gene: mboat2a
Product: membrane bound O-acyltransferase domain containing 2a
Biological process (GO): lipid modification
Cellular component (GO): membrane
Molecular function (GO): acyltransferase activity
Source: RefSeq, a predicted model, not a curated record